AUGGCAGACUUCACCGCGGAGACACGUCUUGCCCGCCUCAAAGAAUGGGCUAAUACCAAAGUGGCUCCAGCAAAUGCCAAAAUUCUCGAGCCUGGCAGUAAUCUCCUAUUCGGCGCAGCAAUUCAUGGUAUAUCUCGUCGCAGCAAAGGUGCCAAAGACUUGACCGAGAUAGAAAAGAUCGGUGUCCGAUUCUUCGAAAUUCUAGCCGACGACGAGGACGAGCUAAAGGCCUACGGCGAAAUCUUUGGAGAGGCCAAAGCUAAAGCCCGAUCGGGUGUAUUUGCUGCUGCAAAUAUUCCCAGCUCCGUUAUGACGCUUUCGGAAGAUACUCCGUACUGCGAGGAAAGAUUUAGAGAUGAUGUGAAAGAGCUGGCAGUUGCAACUCUUCAACAGCCGCAUAUUCGUGCUGUUAUGCCUGAGCAGAUCAAGGCCGAUGGAACAAUUGAGACGACGGAGGAAUAUGACAAGGCUACUCAAGAGCUCGGCCGGGGUGUCAGUCUGUUUACUGUUGGCCAGGAGUCGAAGAUUAGUGCUGCCGAUGAAGAAAGGAUAACAUCUACUAUGGGAGGCCGCAUUGGACCUGGUGGCAAGAUCAUGAUCCCCAUGAAGAUUGUGCCAUACAUUUUCAAGUGCUACAAAAAAUCCGGAGAGUUGACAAAGGACGAGAUCUACUUCACCUGGGGAUUUGGUGGGGAUGGCGAAUAUGAGGUUUCUCAUAGGACAGAUGAAUUUGGCUCAGUAGUAACAGGAACUGAGAGAACAUUCCCUGCCAAUCCGCCCUUCUACCUGGGAUAUGUCGAGGACGCCUGUGCUGGCCACAUAAUUUGCUGGGAGGCAGAUCAGAGCACUUCUGGCUGGUACGACAAAUUGACUAACAUUAUGCGAGAGAUUGCUGUCAAUGCCACCCACGCGACUAUACAUACAGGCGACAAAAAUUGGGACUUUCUCAUCGGACUCAUCCCAGGCCCGAUUGGAACUUCUGCAGACAUCGCUUUCUGGCUGGAAACAAUUGCGUCUUUGAUUGCGAAUCUACUUGAUAUUUUUCGAAACCAUGAUGAUAAGGUUAUGGAGCAUAGCUAUGGAUAUGGCCGAGAUUGGCUUUUGCAGGGUGUUCCUAAGCAAUGGACCGUAGCAUACGAUUUUGAUGGUGGUGAUGGUGGCCACUUUUUAGCUGCGGCAACAUGCCAAACUGCUGCAGAGUUGCUAUAG
This is a messenger RNA of Penicillium angulare, 1209 nucleotides long. RefSeq lists its product as uncharacterized. Lineage: Eukaryota; Fungi; Ascomycota; Eurotiomycetes; Eurotiales; Aspergillaceae. The record is from RefSeq and is a predicted model, not a curated record. The coding region runs from base 1 to 1209 and encodes 402 amino acids. The transcript has a single exon.